AAAGGGGACAGAAAGAGGGCGGUUUGAAAGCAGCAAUGCAACUCUUAUAAACAUAAUUAAAGUUUACUUAAUUAUCUAAGAAGACUUAAUUGACUGUUCGGUGUCAGUAAAUGUCUUCAUAUACAUGGCAGCUCCUACCAGCCGUGCAUGUCUUUUCGGCUUCUACAUGAGGCUUUGUUAGUGUUAAAUUAAGUCGAUGCACUCGCUAACUUAGCUAGCUAGCUAUUGCUAGCUGUCAACUUCUUUAUUUCCUUAACUUUGUCGCCCUUACUUCGAUCUAGUUCAUAUCAGACUUAGUUUAAUCGUAGCCUGACUUACCUCUUAAAAUGGCAAGUGUGCAUGAAAGCUUGUACUUCAACCCGAUGAUGACAAACGGAGUGGUCCAUGCUAACGUCUUUGGCAUCAAAGACUGGGUAACGCCGUAUAAAAUUUCCGUCCUGGCGCUACUGUACGAGAUGACCGCUUCAAAGAUCCCCCUACCAGAGAGGAGAAGGCUAAACAAACUCAUUCUACCCCUCCAGCAGGGACCAGACCUGACUCUUGGACAGUUUUUGAAAACAGUGGAGGAGUGUUGUCCUCAAACUGCUUAUGCUGUUAAACGCAGGCUCCGUGAAAUGGCUGAUGGAGAGCUGAGAGACAUGGAGUACUUCUUUUCCAUUCUUCCCACUCCUUUCACUGCAUUUGAUACUGAAGCGUACAAAACCAGUGUUGUUGGUCUUUUUAUGAGACACAUGCUUCUGGCCUACAACAAACUGUCCUUCAGCCAGGUGUACAAGCUGUACAAGUCUUUGCAGCAGUAUUACCACAGUCACUAUGCCAAACGUACUGAUGGGCAGGUGGGUUUGCCUGCACUGAUUGCCGACGACUCCGACAUGGACCUCACCAGCACAGAGGACACUGUAGGAGAUAGAAUAGACAAAGAAGAGUUGGACACCCCCCUUCAUGAGUCAGAACUCAGAAAUGAUAACGCUCCAAGCAAAGGUCCCCUGUCACAAAAACAAGCAGAGUACUUUCUUGCCAGACAAGCGUAUCUUCUGAAGAAUGAUGAAAACAAAGCUUUAAAGCCUGCUGCCCUGCAAGAAGAGCUCAACAACAUGCUGAAGUUUAACCCAGAUUUUGCUGAAGCACAUUACCUGAACUACCUGAACAGCAUGAGAGUCCAGGAUAUCUUUCUUUCUGCUCACAGUCUUUUACAUUAUUUUGACCGCCUCAUCUUGUCUGGAAAUGAGGGAAAGAGCAACGGCGAUGAGGGAUAUGGCCGAAGUCUCCGCUAUGCUGCUCUUAACCUGGCGAGCCUGCACUGUCGCUUCGGCCACUAUCAGCAGGCGGAUCUGGCUCUACAGGAAGCUAUUCGCAUUGCCCAGGAAUCCAAUGAUCAUGUGUGCCUUCAGCAUUGUCUGAGUUGGCUCUACACACUUGAGCAGAUGAAGGGAUCUGACAGUGCUGUGUUGACUGAGGAUUCUGUGAAGAUGGCUGCCCAUUUCUGCUUGCCAUAUUUGGCAUCACUGGGCAUUCAGUCAUUGGUCCAGCAGGGGGCGACACAGGGCAAGACAGCUCAUAAACUGAUGGACGCACUGAAGGACACAGACAUUCUCCACUGGAAGCACAGUCUAUCAGAGCUAAUCGAGAUCAGCCUGGCACAAACAACGUCCAUAUGGAGGAUGUAUGGCAAGAGCACCAUGGCUCUGCAGCAGGCCCAGCUGCUUCUCAACAUGAGCAGUCUGGAACCGGUCAACUUUGGGGUUCAGCAGAACAAUACAGAGGCCUUCACGGUGGCGCUCUGCCACCUGGCCGAGCUGCACGCUGAGCAGGGCCUGUACAGUGCUGUUUCAGAGAUUCUUCAGCAUUUGAAAGAGCAGUUUCCUCCACACACGCAGCAUGCCAAGCUAUGGAUGCUGUGUGAUCUGAAAAUCCAGUUUGAGAGACAUAUGAAUGAAGGGAAAUACUAUUUGGCAGAGCCACUAAUCACAGCCAUGUCUGCCUUAAACAAAACUGAGGGUCUCUACAGGAAAGCUCAAGUAUUGAAGGCUCUUAAUCGGACCACCGAGGCAUACAGUAUCCUGCAGAGACUGCAGGUGCACUGUGAGAAGGCAAAAUGUACAGAGAUUGUCAUCAGAGUUAUGCUUUCGACUGCUGAGCUCCACUGGGAGUCGUCUGGCUUCUUCACAGCUCUGCCUCUCCUCCUGCAGGCCUUGGCUCUGGCUCGACAGCACCACUUACAGUGUCUGGCCUCAGAGGCCAUGCUUCACCUGGCCUUCACUCAGCUAAUGUUAGGGGUUCCCAAGCAGGCGCUGAGUGUCCUGCAUGAAGCCAUUGAGCCUAUUUUGGCUCACGGAUCAGUGAUGGACAAAGGCCGCGCCCUGCUGCUGACUGCACGCUGUCAGAUAGCAGUGGCUGGGUUCAGGCCAAAUGGACAAGGACAAGCAGAUUUGAAUGUGGUGGUUUUGGCUGUUGACACACUAAAUGAGGCUGCGGCAUAUUUCUGCAAACUGAACUGCAAAGAACGGUUGCGGGACAUCCACUACCUGCAGGCUCAGCUCCAUCACGCUCUGGGACAGACCUCUAAGCGCAACAAAAGUGCUAUGCUUUUCCGCCUGUUGGACCAGGAGCUACAGUCACCUGCACCUCCUGUUUACAUGCGACUAUAACUGUAGCUAUACAAAUGUUACAUUUUUGAAUACAGACAUGACAAAACCCAUGAUUUGACUGCUGAGUUGAGUCAUUGCUGCGCACCACUAGAUGGCGAUGUAGAUCUGUUCUGCUCUCUGUCAGCACUGAAAUGUUUCCUGUUUAAAUAUUUUGAACAAGCAGUAAUUAUUUACCUCGGGCAUGCAGCGCCAGGAUAAUCACAACACAGGACAGAUGUCAUGAGUCUUACACAGAGCUGACUAUCCAGUAAAUUAAGAAUUGAUCUUUUGUCACCUAUCUCUUGGUCAGGAACAGAUUAAAAUGAUAAUCUGCUGAU
This is a messenger RNA of Sphaeramia orbicularis (orbiculate cardinalfish), 2965 nucleotides long. RefSeq names its product anaphase promoting complex subunit 5 (gene anapc5). Bases 327 to 2648 code for a protein of 773 amino acids. The transcript is spliced from 17 exons. The record is from RefSeq and is a predicted model, not a curated record. NCBI's taxonomy places the organism in Eukaryota, Metazoa, Chordata, Actinopteri, Kurtiformes, Apogonidae. Gene Ontology annotation, cellular component: anaphase-promoting complex. Gene Ontology annotation, molecular function: protein binding. Gene Ontology annotation, biological process: protein K11-linked ubiquitination; anaphase-promoting complex-dependent catabolic process; positive regulation of mitotic metaphase/anaphase transition.